Odobenus rosmarus divergens (Pacific walrus) is the source of this 1379-nucleotide messenger RNA. It is a transcript of the gene HPGD, whose product is annotated as hydroxyprostaglandin dehydrogenase 15-(NAD). Gene Ontology annotation, molecular function: oxidoreductase activity, acting on the CH-OH group of donors, NAD or NADP as acceptor. The transcript is spliced from 7 exons. NCBI's taxonomy places the organism in Eukaryota, Metazoa, Chordata, Mammalia, Carnivora, Odobenidae. Bases 52 to 852 code for a protein of 266 amino acids. Gene Ontology annotation, cellular component: cytoplasm. The record is from RefSeq and is a predicted model, not a curated record.
GCCGCGCCGAGACGCCGAGCUCGCCCACCGCCCCGGAGCAGCGGCCGCACCAUGCACGUGAAUGGCAAAGUGGCGCUGGUGACCGGCGCGGCGCAGGGCAUCGGCAGAGCCUUUGCGGAGGCGCUCCUGCACAAGGGCGCCAAGGUAGCGCUGGUCGAUUGGAAUCUUGAAGCAGGUGUAAAGUGUAAAGCUGCCUUGGAUGAGCAGUUUGAACCUCAGAAGACUCUCUUCAUCCAGUGCGAUGUGGCAGACCAGGAACAACUGAGAGAUACCUUUAGAAAAGUUGUAGACCACUUUGGAAGAUUGGACAUUUUGGUCAAUAAUGCUGGCGUGAAUAAUGAGAAAAACUGGGAAAAAACUGUGCAGAUUAAUUUGGUUUCUGUUAUCAGUGGAACCUACCUUGGCUUGGAUUAUAUGAGUAAGCAAAACGGAGGUGAAGGCGGUAUCAUUAUCAAUAUGUCCUCUUUAGCAGGGCUCAUGCCUGUGGCACAACAGCCUGUUUAUUGUGCUUCAAAGCACGGCAUAAUUGGAUUCACACGCUCAGCAGCGAUGGCAGCUAAUCUCAUGAACAGUGGUGUUAGACUGAAUGCCAUUUGCCCAGGCUUUGUUAAUACACCCAUCCUCGAGUCCAUUGAGAAAGAAGAAAACAUGGGACAAUAUAUAGAAUAUAAGGAUCAUAUUAAGGAUAUGAUGAAGUUCUAUGGAAUUUUGGACCCAUCAAUGAUUGCAAGUGGAUUAAUAACACUCAUUGAAGAUGAUGCUUUGAAUGGCGCUAUUAUGAAGAUCACAACUUCUAAGGGAAUUCAUUUUCAAGACUACGAAACAACUCCAUUUCAUGCAAAAGCUCAGUGAACAUCUUAUAUAUCAGCCAUAACUGAAAAUAAGAACAAAUGACUUCUAUUAGACCAUAUCUUCAUUUGAAUAUAGCUUUUUAAACCAAAUGUAAUUGUGUUAUUGUCUGAAGCUUUCCUCCGUGCAUUUGAUAUUAACUUUAUCUCUAAAUGAUUAAUUAGGUAUUUGGAUAAAAACAAUCAGGAACUACCAAAAACAGGGAUGUGAACCAAAGCUAACUUUUGAUCUUUAUAGUCUAUGUAAUGAUUAAAACAAAGGAUAUUCAAGGAAUAUUCUGCCUUUCAGAAAAAUGUAUUUAAAUUUGUGGUACAUAAAUAUUAAUGUUUUUCAGAAUAUCAUUUUAAAGGAAAUACUUGAAUUGUUAUUUAAAUCAAAUCAGAUGUAAAAAUUUCAUUUUGUUUUUAUGUUCUCACUUGAAAAAAGAGAAGCUACCUACAAUGGCAAAUUUUUAGUAACAAUAACUUUUACUUAUACGCCAUCUUUCAGCUGAGCAUUUCAGCUCUUUAAAGAUGUGGCAUAUUUUGGGG